This is a messenger RNA of Sturnus vulgaris (Common starling), 708 nucleotides long. It is a transcript of the gene GADD45GIP1, whose product is annotated as GADD45G interacting protein 1. The record is from RefSeq and is a predicted model, not a curated record. Gene Ontology annotation, cellular component: mitochondrion; nucleus. Lineage: Eukaryota; Metazoa; Chordata; Aves; Passeriformes; Sturnidae.
AUGGCGGCGCCCUUGCGACGGGCGCUGCUGGCGCUGGGCCCGGCCCGGUCCCGGCUCUCGGUGCCGGUCCCGGCCCCGGCGCGGCCCUACCGGGCGGAUCCGCUGCGCCGCCGCCCGGGCCCGGCUCCAGCCGACCCAGAGGACCCGCGGGCGGCCGCGCGGCGGUUCGGGCGGCUCGGGGAAGCGUCGGGGGUGGAGGUGUGGCGGCUGUGGCCGAGCCCGGAGCAGCUGCGGGAGGCGGAGGAGGAGGAGCGCGAGUGGGACCCGCCGCUGCGGGAUGUGGAGGCCGUGCUGGAUCAGCGGGAGCGGGAGGAGGCGCGGCGGAGAAAGGAGAGGGAGGAGCUAGUGGCCCGCAGCCUGGCGGCGAUGCCGGCCCGCGUGGCCGCGUGGCGCCGGGAGCGGGAGGCGCUGCGGGAACGGGCGCGGGCGGACGCGGCGCGGCGGCAGCGGCUCCUGGCCGAGGCUGGGCUGGGGGGGCUCCCGCGGCCCGGGACCCCCGCCCGCGCCUCUGCCCGAGCCCAGGAGCUGCUGGACGAGAUGGAGCGGCAGCAGCGGCGGGAGGAGAAGCGGCGCCGGCGGCAGGAGCGGGAGGAGGCGGCUCGGAGCGCUUUGGCCGCGGCGGAGGCGGCGGCGGCUGCACGGCCGCUCCCGGGAACCACCCCGGAGGGCGAGGAGACGACCCCCAGAACCCCCGGGGAGACCUCCUGA